This is a messenger RNA of Pteronotus mesoamericanus, 381 nucleotides long. It is a transcript of the gene KCNE2, whose product is annotated as potassium voltage-gated channel subfamily E regulatory subunit 2. Gene Ontology annotation, cellular component: membrane. Gene Ontology annotation, molecular function: delayed rectifier potassium channel activity; transmembrane transporter binding; potassium channel regulator activity. The record is from RefSeq and is a predicted model, not a curated record. Gene Ontology annotation, biological process: regulation of ventricular cardiac muscle cell membrane repolarization; negative regulation of delayed rectifier potassium channel activity; regulation of heart rate by cardiac conduction. The coding region runs from base 10 to 381 and encodes 123 amino acids. The transcript has a single exon. NCBI's taxonomy places the organism in Eukaryota, Metazoa, Chordata, Mammalia, Chiroptera, Mormoopidae.
GAGGGCAACAUGCCUGCCUUGGCCAACCUGACACAGACGCUGGAAGACGCCUUCAGGAGGAUCUUCGUCACGUACAUGGACAAUUGGCGCAAGAACACGACAGCAGAGCAGGAUGCCCUUCAGGCCCGGGUGGAGGCCGAGAACUUCUACUACGUCAUUCUGUACCUCAUGGUGAUGAUCGGCAUGUUCUCCUUCAUCGUCGUGGCCAUCCUGGUGAGCACCGUGAAGUCCAAGCGGCGGGAGCACUCCAACGACCCCUACCACCAGUACAUCGUGGACGACUGGCAGGCCAAGGACAAGAACCAGAUUCUGAGUCUGGAAGAGUCCAGGGCCACCGUCCACGAGAACCUCGGUGCGGCGGGGUUCCCGAUGUCCCCUUGA